AAACAUUUCUCCUCUCUUUCUUCAUUCUCUCGAGUCGUUCUAUCAAAUUUCUCCUUCCUCUGCUCUAGUAUCUACUACUCGAUCGUUAUUUACAUACAUAAAAUACGAUCGGUCUUGUUAGAGUUUUUUCUCAAACAAGACCGUUCGUUUAACUUUUUUUUUUUUUUAAAUCGGUCAAGGAGUUUCAGUAUCCGUUUUAUUCAAAAAGUAUAUAAAUGGCUCCGGUUUCGCUGCCUCCUGGUUUUAGGUUCCAUCCGACGGAUGAAGAACUAAUCACCUACUAUCUCAAAAGAAAGAUCAACGGUCGCGAGAUCGAGCUAGAGAUCAUCCCUGAAGUAGACCUCUACAAGUGCGAACCAUGGGACUUGCCAGGGAAGUCACUGCUUCCGAGCAAAGACCAAGAAUGGUACUUCUUCAGUCCAAGGGACAGAAAGUACCCCAAUGGUUCAAGAACAAACCGGGCAACAAAAGGCGGUUAUUGGAAAGCCACGGGCAAAGACCGGCGGGUAAGCUGGAAAGAUCGAGCCAUAGGAACCAAGAAAACAUUAGUUUAUUACCGUGGACGCGCCCCACACGGUAUCAGAACUGGUUGGGUCAUGCAUGAAUAUCGCCUCGAUGAAACCGAAUGCGAGCCUACUGCGUUCGGCAUGCAGGAUGCAUAUGCACUUUGCCGCGUUUUUAAGAAGAUAAUCAUUGAAUCGAAACCAAGAGAUCAACAUCAGCCUUACGUCCACACGAGCUCGAAUAUAAGUGGUAACUCGAGUUUUGACGUUUGUUCAGAUCUCGAAAUAAGUUCGGAUACACAUCAAGUUCUCCAUUAUAAUAACGCUACCGAUAUCCAACCGCCAUUUGGAAACGCAAACGUAACCGGUGAUCACGACGGCUGGUCGCAAUACUUGUCACAAGACAUGCCUGCAAGCUUUCCAAAUUACGGAUCUCCUUAUGGACCAUACCUCACUCAAUCAAAGGUGAAUACAGAAGCUGAAUGUGACAUGUUGCAACAUCAUAUGCCGUUGCCACAGUUGCGGGUAGAAAACUCACCGGUUCAAGCCGGCGAUUUCUCCACGAUAACGAAUCAAAACAGCGAUCAUUGCGGUUUCGAGGACUUUACUUUCGCUUCAAGCAACUCCAACCAGUUCUAUGGCAGUAACGUUGAUGAUCGUUUGUUGCACAAUGACAAUUUCAAUGAACAAUUGCUCAAUGCUGAAAAUUCUACAUGGAUGAGAAUGUCUGAGGGGAAUAUAAAACAGAGUUUUAUAGAAGAACAAGAGAUUUUGCCAAGUUUUGAGCACAAUGAUCAAGAUCUUGAGUUUUAUGGCGGAUCUCGGACUAAUACAAUCAACAACAUAGAGAUCGAUGAAUUUUUCUCGUUUGAAAACCGAGUAGAAGACAACGACAAUUCAAACGUAACACUAGAUUCUUCAGGAAUCGAAACGGUUGAAGAAGAGAUUAGCGUAAACCAUCAAAUGCUCAUUUGUACACGUCAAACAACAGAAGUGUUAUACUAUCAAGUCGUACCGUCGCAGAUAUUGAAAAUUCACAUAAAUCCGGUUCAAGGCAUUGAAGAGAGAACAAUGGUGAUGGAGGAAGGCAAGGAUUCUUGGUUGCACAAGGCUGAAAGUGCUGCGAAGAUGAAAUUGAAGCAGCUUAGUGUAGUUGCAAAACAUUAUUACAAAUGUCUAACGAUUAUUUUCUGAUUUAUUUAUUUAUGUUACUAACUUACUAUUGUGGUAUACCCCUUUGAAAAGAAGAGAGGGUAUACAUAUAUAUAUAUAUAUAUACACUAUCAUACAUUGUAUUCUAUUUAGAGAUUGAUUUCAUUGUCAUUUGCUUAAGAUCGAUCAUUGGGGGAGAUAAAGGCUAUUUAUAAUGUUAAUUUUGAAAUUAUUGGUAUAGAUACUUUAUCAUUUUUUUUUCUAACAAAGUAAUUAAGUUUGUAUUUUUUCCAAAACCAUAAAAAAGAAACGAAUUGCUAUAUAAAAUUCUUUAAGUUACCAAAGCCCAACAAAAUAAAGGAGGACCCAAUAGAAAUUCCUCAAAUCACACGAGUCACGUGGAUAACACGAGCGUUAGGGUUUUUCG
Molecule: messenger RNA, 2082 nt
Organism: Thlaspi arvense
Lineage: Eukaryota; Viridiplantae; Streptophyta; Magnoliopsida; Brassicales; Brassicaceae
Source: the annotation of a GenBank genome assembly